AACCAACACGAUUUUUCAUGGAAUCUCAUGACGAGGGAAUUUUGCUCGUUGCUUCGAUGCGUUUUUCUAUUCUUGUUUAUUUAUUCGAUUAGUUUGAUCGGCAUAUGAGGAAAGGCGCAUGCGCCCUGCGACGUUCCUCGGUGAGUCUGCGAAGUUUUUACUGACAAUUGCGACAGGGUUUUGUGCACCGUGUCGACCGUCAAAAGCGAAAAAGACAGAAAACGUUAUGUCAAGUGUCAAAAUUGAAGUCAAGGGGAGAUGAUUUUGGGGUUGAGAAAGGAUAUCAGUGAUAGGAGCGUUGAGACACCGUUGUGAUUUCUUAGGGGCUGGGGAGGCUGGGGAGACACUGAGCAGCCAUGGAUUUUGAGAUCCUUGUUUUGUGAGGAUUCUUCAGUAUGGCAACGACGGGUCAAGGUAUCACAUGUGGCAAUUUUCUGUUUUAUAAUAAUUUUGACUCUGCCAAUUUGGCAAGGGUCGAGCCUGUCACCGCUAUCAACACAUCCAGCCAAGAUGGUUGUGAGACUGAGAGGAAGCCCUGCAAGCUCUCUGAAGCCCUUCCGGACUAUGAGUUCAACGUGUGGACAAAGCACGACUGUCAUGGCACUGAAUUCCAGAACAAUAACAGAACGUGGUUCUACUUUGGUAUCAAAUCCCCAGCCCAGGGGGCUUCUGUCAAACUUAAUGUUGUCAAUCUCAACAGACAAUCAAAGAUGUUCAGUCAGGGGAUGUGCCCAGUGUUCAAAAUUGUACCUGGACAUCCUCACUGGGAGAGAAUUCGAGAUAAACCGACUUAUACAAUGGACCAAAAGGGCAGUGAAUUCACAAUAUCUUUCACGAUUCGCACUCCGGAGAACCCCAAAGCCAUAACUUACGUGGCAUUCACCUAUCCCUUCACCUACGCCGACCUUCAACAGUAUUUAAACCGAAUUGAUGCGCGAAUGCAAAAGCAGAAUUAUGGGAAUGCCGACGCUAUUUACUACCAUCGAGAAUGUGCAAUAAAAUCGCUGGAGGGUCGUCGACUGGAAGUCCUCACGAUAAGUUCCUACCACAACAUAACCCCAGAGAGAGAGGACAAGCUCAAGGGGAUGUUUCCGGUCGAGGGUGAGGAGAGGCCCAGGAAAUUUCGGGGAAAGAGAAUAAUUUUCGUCAGUGCCAGGGUUCACCCUGGUGAGACACCGUCCAGCUUCGUGUUCAAUGGUUUUCUGAAUUUUUUACUGAAUCGUGACGAUCCCAUUGCCAUGAUCCUCCGGCGUAUCUACGUCUUCAAACUGGUGCCAAUGCUCAAUCCUGAUGGAGUCGCCAGGGGACACUACAGAGUUGACACACGUGGGGUGAACCUCAACAGGGUGUAUCUGAGUCCCUCAGCUGUCGAUCAUCCCACAAUUUUUGCUGCUAAAUGUCUCAUCAGUUAUUACCACCAUUUCUACGAAGUUGUUGAGGCAGAGACGACGGACGAGGGAAUUGACUGCCCUGGGGGAGAGGAUGGGAAUCAGACGGUGAGUCUGAUGACUUUGGAUGACAAGGAGAAAAUAUCCGAGGGUGAAGCCACUUCUGGGGGCUCUGGGCACGAGGUGGAGAGGCUCAGGUGCAAGGAGGACAAGGUCGACAGGGGCCCCGAGGACUCUGGACUCUUUCUCUACAUCGAUCUUCAUGGACAUGCCUCCAAAAAGGGCGUCUUCAUGUAUGGAAAUUACUUUGAUGACCCGGAUGACACCAUCAUGUGCAUGCUGCUGCCGAAAUUAAUGUCCAUCAACAACCCCAAUUUUCAUUUCACCUCCUGCAAUUUCGCCGAACGAAAUAUGUAUCUCAUAGACAAGAGGGAUGGAAUGUCCAGGGAGGGUUCAGGAAGGGUAGCGGUUUACAAACUAACUGGACUAAUUCGCAGUUACACGUUGGAGUGUAAUUACAAUUCUGGAAGACUGGUGAACACUGUCCCAGCGAGGGUCAGAGAUGGAAAUGGAAAGCCCCAGGGGCAUAUGUUCGUUCCUCCCAAAUACACGCCAACAGUCUUCGAAGAGGUGGGUGCUGCACUGGGUCCUUCCAUCCUUGACUUGACAAACAGUAAUCCAAACAGUCGUUUACCAAAUAGCCAGUAUCGUUCCCUAAGGGGUGUUAAAUCAUAUUUGAAACUUACAUACGUCAACUCACUAGCUGGUACGAUUCACAGGCCACGACUGAAGCCACUGUCAUCACACGACAAUAUCGGGCCCCCGAAGGAGCCCCCCUGCCUCGAGGACCUAGUGUCCACCAUGACCAGUCCCUCAAACGAUCCAAAUACCAGUCAUAGGAUCGAUCCAACGGGCCCAUCAAAAUCUCGUAUCGUCAGACGAACGGCCUCACUCUACACAGCAGUUAAACGAAUAAAAAGUGGCAAAAGGAGCUCCCGCCAGCUGUCGACAAAUCGUAAGUCACUGAAGAAUCAACAACGUUUGAGUAAUUCUGAAACUGGCCAGAUGGUUUCUAAAAUCAGAUCCUCACGACGUACGAUGAAGGGUCUCAAGCCAGUGCUUCAUAAAAUCGUGGGAAAAAAGGCCUGUCAGGUUGUUGAGCAGACUGGUAUCGUCAAGCACGGCACCAAGAGGCUCAAAGUCAUACAGAGAGUCAUCAAGACACGCCCCGAGGUCGGUGAGUCGUCGAAAUCGUCCACUGACGAGGGAAAGAGACGGCCCAAGGGGAAUUCCAUCGAGAGGAUCCGAAAGAAUGGAAAAAAUGCCCAGAGAAACUCUUCCAAAGGCAUUUUGAAGAAGUAGUUCUAGGCUUGUCACUGCUUAAUCUGAAUUUAACUUAGAAAAACUCAAUGGAGUUUUCAGUAUUCGAGGGGAAGGGGAAUCUGAUUUUUUUCUUCGGUUUUUGUGUAGACUUUUUAGAUUGAAAAUUAGUCGAGUGAAAGAUUUUAUAUGUGAGUACUCUGUGAUACCUAUUUAGUGAUUCAUUGUUACGUUUCAUAAUCCUUUCCACAUAGUCUAUUUGGAAUAUUAAAUUAAUAGAUUUAAUUGCAAUUGAAAAGUAGAAUGAAUUUGAGAGCAGGGGAGUCCGAAAUUUUAGGGUUGUCACGGGGCUAGAGUAGAUGGGAUGUUGAGUGUAUUGAAAAAAAAACGUCUUGGAUUACUUUUUUUCAUCGUGAGAGGGAGGACGUAAGUGACUAGAUUCUAGGAAUUUUGGGGAUACUCAAUCACGUUUUUUAAUUAAAUUUUAAUACCACUCAAUGCACAGGAAUUGAUACUUUUCAGUCACAUCUGGCGUGAGGAGCUUUUCGCAAAUUGCAUGUCAUUUUGAAAAACUUUUUUCAAUUGUAAGAACCAUUGUACUGAUCUCUUCAUUAAAACGAAACAAAGUGACGUCUGAGUA
Molecule: messenger RNA, 3348 nt
Organism: Diachasmimorpha longicaudata
Lineage: Eukaryota; Metazoa; Arthropoda; Insecta; Hymenoptera; Braconidae
Product: cytosolic carboxypeptidase-like protein 5
Exons: 7
Coding region: 396-2750 (784 amino acids)
Biological process (GO): protein deglutamylation; proteolysis
Molecular function (GO): zinc ion binding; metallocarboxypeptidase activity
Source: RefSeq, a predicted model, not a curated record